AUGAAAGUCAGAAAGUCCAAGAUAAUUUCAACUAGUCACAAAAGAAUAAGCUCAAGUUAUGCUAUUCUCCAUAAUAAACAGAGAGAUUAUAAGACUAAAUUUCAAAAUCCUCCAGAGGAGUUGCUUAACCUCCAAAAGAAAUCCAUCUCUUUAAAGGAUGGACUCAAAGAGAGUGAUAUAAGACAUAAUGAGCAUUUCUUUACCAUUGGUGGUGAGGUAAAGAAAAACAAUUUAAGCGAUACGCUUAAGUACUCAAGAGUGAUUCCUAAAAUCUCACCAAUCAAAACCUCAAAAGCAGCAGACAUUAGAGCUAAAUUCAUCCAUACCACUGAAAGUGAACCGUUAUUUCAUAAAUUUGUGAACGAAACUAACUCUAUCAGUCUCGAGAAGAAAAAAUAUAUAAAAUUGUCAAGCUCAAAGCCUCCAGUGUACAAAUAGGAUCAAUAGGCUAUGAAAUAGGCAAGCUAAAAUACAAGAAAAAUAAUCAUCCACGGACGGCGCUUAAGAAUUCUAAUGACCUAAAAGGAAACAAAUCGGAAAGUUGCUCUCAAGACUUAAAAGAUAAACUGAUCGAUAUUUAUGCCAAAGAGUCUCAUUUGAGUAAAAUAUCUUCGAAGAAUCUACUAUUCUUCAAUCUUUUUGGAACUUCAGAGUUGUCCAGACAGAAAUUAAAGACACUUCAUUUCUAUAUUUCCCGAGAUCUAUGCCCGAAGAAGGCAAAAAUGCAACAAGAGGUUGACUUGCCAGACAAAAAGGAUGAAGAGAAAUAAAGUUUAUUGAUUAAAAACUCGUUCUCAUAUCAAACUCAAAAAGAAUAAAAAUAAAAUAAAAAGAGUUUGGCUUGACAAGAAGACUUUAGAUAAAACAAAGCAAAUACUCUCUGUUGAUAACAUUGAUGAUGGAGUGAGCGAGAUAGUCCAAUUGACUCCUUUGGGAAAAGACUACAAUACAAUUGACAACAGAAGAUUCUCCUUGAAUACCACUCCUAUAAAAUUGAACAGCAAGAAUAUGCUGAAAAAGAAAAUAGAAAUUGUAAAGUUUAUCAAAAGAUCAGCAGUUCAUCCUAAAAUCGCUGUUCAGAACAAAAAGAUAACUCAUGAACACCCUGGCAUAAAUAAAGAGACAAAACUUAGAAUAAACUCAUGAGAACCAGUGAGGAAUACUCUUGAAGUAAACCAAAAAGCAACCCAAAUGACUUUACAAAAGCAAUCGAUUAAAAAGAACAAUGACUCUCAAUCGCUUAGAAUACAAAAUAUGAUUAAAACAAUGCUGCUAGCUCUCAAAUUAAAAUGCUCUAAAAGACUUUCUUCUCUUAGCAAAACAGUAACAAGUCAUAAGUCUGAAAAGGUCAUUAGUAGGAGCACCAAACCGAAAUUUAUUGUGAUGAAAGGUGCUAGAAGGAUACAAAAUAACAAAGACUUGAUUAUCUAGCUCAUGGUCACCAAAACAGCCAAUUUAAAGUUAGG
Moneuplotes crassus is the source of this 1466-nucleotide messenger RNA. NCBI's taxonomy places the organism in Eukaryota, Ciliophora, Spirotrichea, Euplotida, Euplotidae. The record is from the annotation of a GenBank genome assembly.